Messenger RNA from Cryptococcus wingfieldii CBS 7118, 1755 nucleotides. Its product is annotated as hsp60-like protein. The coding region runs from base 1 to 1755 and encodes 584 amino acids. The transcript has 5 exons. The record is from RefSeq and is a predicted model, not a curated record. Gene Ontology annotation, molecular function: ATP-dependent protein folding chaperone; ATP binding; protein-folding chaperone binding. NCBI's taxonomy places the organism in Eukaryota, Fungi, Basidiomycota, Tremellomycetes, Tremellales, Cryptococcaceae. Gene Ontology annotation, biological process: mitochondrial unfolded protein response; protein refolding; protein import into mitochondrial intermembrane space. Gene Ontology annotation, cellular component: mitochondrial inner membrane; mitochondrial matrix.
AUGAACCCUCUCCGAUCCCGUGCAGCCCUCCCCCGCCCCGCCAGGCUCGCCCAGAACCUCGCUCCCCGCAUCUCCAAGCGAUCCUUCGCCUCCAAGGACGUCGUCUUUGGCAACGAUGCCAGGCAGGGUAUGCUCAGGGGUGUCGACACCCUUGCCAAGGCUGUCAGCGCCACUCUUGGUCCCAAGGGUAGGACCGUGAUUAUUGGCCAGAGCUUUGGUGGCCCCAAGAUCACCAAGGACGGUGUCUCCGUGGCCAAGGCCAUCACUCUCAAGGACCCCGUUGAGAACCUCGGCGCUCGUCUUGUCCAAGACGUUGCUUCCAAGACCAACGACACUGCCGGUGACGGUACCACCACCGCCACCGUCCUUGCCCGUGCCAUCUACGCCGAGGGUGUCAAGAACGUCGCUGCCGGCUGUAACCCCAUGGACCUCCGACGAGGUGCCCAGAAGGCCGUCGACAAGGUCCUCGAGGUCCUUGCUUCCAACAAGAAGGUCAUCACCACCAGCGAGGAGAUUGCCCAGGUGGCUACCAUCUCUGCCAACGGUGACACUCACGUUGGAUCCAUCAUUGCCCAGGCCAUGGAGAAGGUUGGCAAGGAGGGUGUCAUCACCGUCAAGGAGGGCCGAACCAUUGACGACGAGAUCGAGAUCACUGAGGGUAUGCGAUUCGACCGAGGUUUCAUCUCUCCCUACCUCAUCACCGACGCCAAGAACCAGCGUGUCGAGCUUGAGAAGCCCUUCAUCCUUCUUUCCGAGAAGAAGAUCUCUGCUUUGCAAGACAUUCUCCCCUCCCUCGAGAUCGCCGCCUCUACUCGCCGACCUUUGUUGAUCAUCGCCGAGGACAUUGACGGUGAGGCGUUGGCUGCCAUCAUCCUCAACAAGCUCCGUGGUCAGCUCAGCGUUGCUGCCGUCAAGGCUCCUGGCUUCGGUGACAACCGAAAGUCUAUUCUCGGUGACAUUGCCAUCCUCACUGGUGGUACCGUCUUCUCCGAGGAGCUCGACGUCAAGCUCGAGAAGGCCACUCCCGACCUUUUCGGUAGCACUGGUUCCGUCACCAUCACCAAGGAGGACACCAUCGUUCUCAACGGUGACGGCGACAAGAACCUCAUCCAGGCCCGAUGCGAGCAGCUUCGAGGCUUGAUCAACGACGCCACCACCUCCGACUACGACAGGACCAAGCUCCAGGAGCGAUUGGCCAAGCUCGGUGGCGGUGUCGCCGUCAUCAAGGUCGGUGGUUCUUCCGAGGUUGAGGUCGGAGAGAAGAAGGACAGGUACGAUGAUGCUCUGAACGCUACCCGUGCUGCAGUAGAGGAGGGUAUCGUCCCCGGUGGUGGUACCGCCCUCCUUAAAGCCUCUGCUACCCUCGAGGACAUUGCCGUGGACAACUUUGACCAGAAGCUCGGUGUCGCCAUGAUCCGACAGGCCAUUCGCCGACCCGUCCGAACCAUCGUCGAGAACGCUGGUGAGGAGGGUUCCGUCGUCGUCGGCAAGCUUCUUUCUGAAGAGUUUGUCUCUGCCGACAAGUUCAACUGGGGUUACGACGCCCAGACCAGCCAGUACAGGGACAUGAUCGCCGCCGGUAUUCUUGACCCUUUGAAGGUUGUCAGGACCGCUUUGAUCGACGCUUCUGGUGUUGCUAGCUUGUUGACCACCUCCGAGGCUUGUGUCGUUGACGCCGAGGAGAAGGCGCCUCCUGCUGGUAUGGGCGGUAUGGGUGGCAUGGGCGGCAUGGGUGGUAUGCCCGGUAUGAUGUAA